Messenger RNA from Neocloeon triangulifer, 2553 nucleotides. It is a transcript of the gene Maf1, whose product is annotated as repressor of RNA polymerase III transcription MAF1 homolog. Gene Ontology annotation, cellular component: nucleus. The coding region runs from base 581 to 1285 and encodes 234 amino acids. Gene Ontology annotation, molecular function: RNA polymerase III core binding. Gene Ontology annotation, biological process: negative regulation of transcription by RNA polymerase III. Lineage: Eukaryota; Metazoa; Arthropoda; Insecta; Ephemeroptera; Baetidae. The transcript has 6 exons. The record is from RefSeq and is a predicted model, not a curated record.
GACAAGCAGAAGUGGACUCGUCCGUGGAAAGAGACUCUGGUCUCUGGCUAGGGCAUGCAAACGGAGAAUAGGGAGAGGAUGCGAUUAGCAACAGAGAACUGAGUACAAUUCAAUUGUUGCAUUGUAGCAACUGGAUCUAGAGCUGUCAAAAUAGAACAAACUUUGCAUUUCGACUUCGAGGUACAGUUUUUUCAGUCCGAAAACAACGGCGCCGUUCGACUUGAGUCGCAGAAAAGAGGUCGGCCCACUGCUUGGACCCUUCGUCUUCAGUUCGAGCGAGGAAAAUCGACUUUUCACUCGACAAGAAAGUCGCCAGAGUCGAGAGAAGACGCGGAACUCUAAGAGGUGUCCCACAGUUUAUUUAUAAACACAAAAGGGACGCCUGUAAUGUUUUUAUUGGAAAACCGUAAUCUCUGCCAAUUGAUGUUCGCACUACCAGUCCACUGCAGGAGAAAAGGACACGGGAUAAGAAAUUCAAACCAGCAAACAACGCAAAACUGUUGUUGAACUCAAUCUACAUAGUUUACAUGUGUGCCGUCUUUAAUCUGUAGCAGAAUUGAAUUGAUAUUUUUGGAGCAAAAUGAAGCUUUUGGAAAGUACCAAAUUCGAGGCCGUCAAUUCGGCGUUGAACAUCGAACUUGGAGGAUGCAAAAUUUUUGGAAGGAUUGAAAGCUACUCAUGCAAGUUGGCCGGUGGUGAAAAGCAGAUGUACAAGAGAUUCAACAACACUGAAAACGGAGUCAAGCCCAAUGACCUGCAGGCGCUGUCGCCUCCGCAGACGAUGCUGGCCGUGUCUCCGUACAGCCGAAGCAUCUCUGGUGACGAGGAGAGCCCCCUGUGCGACACAAUCAGUCGCAAGACGCUCUUCUACCUGAUUGCCACACUGAAUGCUGCGUUCUACCCUGACUACGACUUUUCCGACACCAGCAGUCACGAGUUCAGCAAGGAGCCGAGCCUCCAGUGGGUGAGGAACUCAGUGGACAACAAUCUGCAGAUGGCUGGACCACAGUACCAAGCGGUCCGACCUGACUUGUGGGCCACCAUGGACGAGGAGAUCACCCUGAACGAAUGCGACAUCUACAGUUACAACCCUGAUUUGGCCUCUGACCCAUUUGGUGAGGAAGGAAGCCUCUGGUCUUUCAAUUACUUCUUCUACAACAAGAAGCUGAAGCGUGUCGUAUUCUUCACCUGUAGGGCUGUCAAUCCGAAUUGGGCCUCCUACCAGGACUCUGGAGUCGGUUCGUCCUGCUUCUCUGCCAUGGAAGAGGACGAUGACGAAAUUUAAAUGGAUUGAGAUGCAGAGCCAGACUGAUUUUUACAAUAUCAACAAAAUCUAUGAAAUGAUGAUGAUUUUAAAGCAAGGUUACCCACAAAGGGUAUCUUAAAAGCUAGAGCAUAGUUGGUUGGCUGGCUGUGUCUCUUUGGCGUGUUCUUUGAGAUAAUUUUCUCUAAUCUUUCUUUCACAUAAUGGUAGUUUAUUUACACAGCCAGUGUAUUUAACUUCCGCUUUUAAAAUGGCACAGACCCAAAAGGUCCUGCUGAGCCAGUCUUGAUGAACGCGCGCGAUUUUCAGUUGAUAUUGAGUAGAAAGAGGCUCUUUUGAUAUAAUCGUCCCAUGGUCCAUUUAGUUUUACAAGCAUUCUUGUAGAAAAAGAUACUUUAUUUCUUCAAAUAUCUGUAACCUCUAACAUAAUUUUGCAAAGAUUAGUCAUUUUUGUUGAGCUUGUACUUAGGAACAGCGCUCAAAAUUAAUUUAGCUCUGUACAUACACAAUCUAACUUUUUAUGUUGAAUUUUAAUAAUAUUUAUUUAGUUAAAAACAAGCAAAAUAAUAGCAUUACCGUUGGUACAGUAUAAUAUUGCCAAUCUUUCCUGAUCAAAUAUAUAUUUUCUUGAGCUUGUUAUUGGAGAAUUGCUAAAAAUCAAUAAUUUCCUCUGCAGUUUGAAUUGGUCAAAAAUGUUCAGCCUGAAGAGAAUAAUUAUGAAAGUUUGUUGAUAAGAAUCUUGAGUAAACGAGAAAAGAGUAAUGACGGAAUGUCUCGUUUACGCCAUUGUAUGUUUUAGCACAACUGUUGAGACUGCUCUAAGAGUAAUCACAAUAUAUAUAUUGUACAUAGAGAAGGUUUUAUUUAAAAUUUCGUAGAUUUAUCUUCAACAGUACAAACUAGCAUGCGAAGAUUUGCUUAUAUAUCAAAUGGAAGGGUUUUAACAACAUAUUGAUAUAAAACAGCUGUAUUUUUAUUUUCAAACUUCCUUUCAAAGGAGCAGUCCUUUCUGUAAGUGCGAAUUUUAUUGUUAACUUUAAACUAUAAGAUAUUUACAAUAAUAAUUACUUCAUCUUUAUUGUACAAUCCAAUUGUGUGAAUAGUUAUCACAGUCAGAUCUCUUUUAAUUGGGUAGUGAUUGUAAAAUUAAAACUAAAGAUUUAUGUGUGUAUAGAAAUAAAUAAUAUAUUAAUUCACCACUUAACAAAAUCUUUCAAAGCAACAAGUACAGAAUUAAAUGAUUUUGUUUGUAGAAAUUGUUAACAUCCUAAUAAAGGUCUGAAAACAUA